This is a messenger RNA of Alternaria postmessia, 2382 nucleotides long. RefSeq lists its product as uncharacterized. Gene Ontology annotation, biological process: regulation of transcription by RNA polymerase II; DNA-templated transcription. The transcript has 4 exons. Gene Ontology annotation, cellular component: chromatin. Lineage: Eukaryota; Fungi; Ascomycota; Dothideomycetes; Pleosporales; Pleosporaceae. Bases 1 to 2382 code for a protein of 793 amino acids. The record is from RefSeq and is a predicted model, not a curated record. Gene Ontology annotation, molecular function: DNA-binding transcription factor activity, RNA polymerase II-specific; RNA polymerase II cis-regulatory region sequence-specific DNA binding; zinc ion binding.
AUGCGGGACAUGCGCGACGUGGAUGCGCGCUGCGGGGAAGACAAGAGAAAGAAGAUCGCUAACUUGCCCCUCACCACAGAUACCAAAGAGAGACCCUUCAAGUGCUUAAAAUGCAGAUCCACGUUUGUCCGUCGUGAUCUCCUCCUGCGCCACGACCGCACCGUCCACGCAAAGGAUGGCGGGGCGCCCCUCCCCAGCGAACAGAAGCGACGAACAAACACCAAGGCGGCCGACCAAGGGCCUUCAAAAGCCGCGCCCGUCGAGAGUGCGACGACGCUCGAGCGCAUCGAGGCUGACAACGAUGCGAUGCACGAGGACGAAGACCUCAACGCCGCUGCCAUGCUGAUGACCGACUUCCAUCACAAAGCAAUGGCGAGUCAGGAACCCGAGAUGAUUCCCGAGCACAACGAGCCCGUCAUAUCGCCCACAGGUCCAUCCAUGAUGGAGCCUGUCAUCCCAUACACCGCUCCAGGCCAGAACAUGCUGCCUCAGAUGCCGUGGCGAGACUCAAUGGUUCCCCAGUCAGAGCCCAAGUCCUCGCCGAACACGCACUCAGCCUUCAACAGCGCCAGCGCACUCGGCUCGCACCCUCAUCAGUUGCCACCACUAAUGGAGCGCACCAUGUCUGGUAGUGAUAGUCUCGCCCCUACUUUUUCAGCAAUGAACGGCGGCAACGGGCUGGGCACCCCCGGUGCUCUCUCGCCCUAUCCCUCCAUGAUGGGACCUGUGUCGCCCGUUGACUACCGCAAGUCGCCCGGCCCCAACCAGGCUCUGAUGAUGACCCGCGCCCCUCAGCUAGACUCGGAGGAGCAGUGCGCAAGGAUAUAUGAGAACAUCAAGCAGUAUGACAGUGAAAACGCGCUCUUGGAGACGUUCCACCUGCCUAGUCUGAACACGCUGAACCGCCUGUUGAAGACGUACUUUGAUCUGUUCCAUCACCAUCUGCCGUUCUUGCAUCCCGCCACCUUCAACCCGACUGAGGUGUCUGCCCCGCUGCUACUUGCCGUGCUAUCGAUAGGUGCCUUGUACAUCUUUGAUCAGGAUCAGGCCUACAUGCUGCACAUUGGAUCAAAGGUCCUAGUCAACCAAUUCCUUCAGAACAAGGAGAACUUCAGCUCCCGCAAAUGUCCUUUGUGGACUAUGCAGAGUACCCUGCUUAACAUGAUCUUCAGCAGCUGGAGUGGUGAUCCAAAAGGACUCGAGUGGGCUUGUUCAAUCAAGAGUCUGCUCGCCAACAUGGUUGCAGGAAACCGAUAUGAACUCAAGCUUCGCUCCGACGCCCGUGAUGGUGCUCAACCAAACCAUGAAGAAUGGGUCGUCGAUGAGCAAUGCCGCAGAACUUACUAUGCAGUCUACAUUUUCUUUGGUCUGCUAACUCUCACCUACAACCACACGCCAGCAAUGGGUUUCAACGAGUUCGACACCCUAGAGCUGCCCUCUUCGGAGUCGCUCUGGACCAUGGAGGUAUCUGACGAUGAAGCAUGGCGCGAAAGCCUGAGUGCUUCCAAGAUUAUCACGUUCCGUCAAGCACAUGACAAUCUAUUCCAAGGCGAGACUGCGCGCUACAGUGCCUUCGCCACACGCGUCAUGAUCAAUGCACUAUUCCUCGAAGUAUGGUACCACAAGCGCAGCCCUGAAGCUCUUCAGGACGUAGUCACCGAGUACAAGCUGCGUCUGGCCCUGGAGACUUGGGAGAAAUCGCUCGAAUUAUGCGAGCCGGAGACGGUCGUUGUUCAACUGAGCGCUCCACACAAGGGUCACCCACUCAUCUUUAACGCCAUGGCAUUGUACAGGAACACCAGAGCCCGACUAGUGGUCGACCUCAAGUCCAUUCAGGAAGCCCUCCGCUACCACGACUCGUACGAAGUAGCUGCUGCUAUGACGAAUGCCCGCGACAAGGUUCAGCGCUCUCCGGAAAUGAUCAAGGUCAUUCAAGAAUGCUUCGACUGUAUCGAGGUUGCUGCUGUGCAAGGCAUCCGUUGGGUCGCACGGACUUCUGCUACCAACUGGAGCAUCGAGCAUCCACUUACUGGUAUGGAUCUGAUGGUCAUCCUAACGCUGUGGCUUUACCGCCUUGAGCACGACGAAGAGCCAGCUACCGAAGAGGAGCUAGCAAUGUACAACAAAUUGCGCAACCUAUUCGAUGACGACUCGGUAGAUGUCUACGGUGCAAAGCUGAGCUCCACAGUGGCGCGACUCUGGGGAAGCAUGAUCGAUGAGGUCGUUGUUUGGGGUAUCACUAAACUCAUGGGCGAGGCCUUCAAACUACAUUCACAAGCCCUUGUUGGCUACGAAGAUGCCAUGUCGUCUCGAUCCGGGUCUGCUACGCCAUCGAUGGCUGCUGGCGGCGUCCAGGUCCUUGAGAUGCAAAUGGCCUAUUAA